ACAUCGCAAUUACAUCGUUAUCGUCACAACGUACAACUAGUUAAGAAAGAAGUGCAGGCAAGUUAGGCCAAGUUAUCCGCGUGCUGUCCGAAAUUUUGCCGAUUAAUUUCUACAAAGUACUCGUGAUUUUGUGACUCAUUUUUCUAUUGAUCACUUAGCAUCUGAAGUUUAGUUUACCGUGAAAAUUUCGAUCCACUCGGCAUUGAGCAUCUAGAUGAGGAAACUUCCCACUAGCUGAGUCUUCCAGUAUAUCAGGAAUCACUCUUGUCUUCAGCAUCGGCCAAAAAGUCAUAACACAGCACAAUGAUUUACACUUGCAAGUGCCUGAACGUGGAGAUUCACGCAAAAUGCGUCAAGCUGGAGUCAGUUUAUGAACUGUUUCCAGAUUUGAUUCUGGAGAAAAACGACCCGUUCUUCAAAGAGGAUCUUGUAGGAAUUCAAUUUGAGAAAGUCAAUGUUCAACAAUGCAAUUUGGUCUCAACAAGGGAAUGCGGGUCUUGGAUUCUGAAUUACUGUAUUAAUUGCUCAACGAAUACCCAUGCUGUAUCUCUGGAAAAGAACACUGUAAUCCUACUUGUUCACAAAAGUCUCAUGCGCGAUCCAUCAGAAGUCUCUCUCCUAAGGUUAUCUGAAAACUUCUCUCCUGUCUUCAAUAUUAUUGUUGAUCCUGUGAGUGAUACUUUGUCUCCCAUUCCUGCCAAACUCUCUGUUUCAAAAUCACUGCAACCGGCUCUAGCUACACUCCACCGUCAGUUGGAAAACUACAUUCAGCAAAAAACAGUAGAAACAGAACAAACAAUUCAAAAAUUCAAGGAAGAACAGUACUUGAAACUGGAUAAUAUGAAAACUCUAGCUCUUCAAAACCACCAAGCUCUAAUGAGGGUACUAGUGGAAUCAAACUCAUCAUCAAAUAGUUCCUUUGAAUUGAGUACAGAAGACUGGCAACCUUUAAAUCCUGCACCUAGUAAAGUGGAGAAGCCUCAGGUCCUGAAACAAAGUUCGUCCAUUCAAACUCCCAGUAAAUCGGAGAUGAAUUUCUCACCAAUUAAAGGGAGUCAGCCAAUGGCUAUGGCUAGACCGAGAGUAUUGUCAAACUGUGUUGCUGCGUCGCUUGACUCAGAAGGACUUUUCACGCUGGAAGGGAUGGAAGACGAGAACACAAACAUCGAGCAGCCAGUUGCCUCUGAAGAUGAGCUGAGCGAUACUGACGAUUCAGGUAGCCAUGAUGAAGGCAUCCAUAUUCCCCGCCGAAGACUGUCCUCGUUUGCAAAGUCAAUGCCAGUCAACGUUCCAGUUUUCGAUUUUGAAGGGCAUGAUGACCGCAAGAAACUUAAUCGACCUAAAUCACCAGCCAAGCCUGCUGAGAUAGCUGCCAGCAUGAAAGCGCUCGCUAAAAGUGUUCAUGGUGACACCGUUUUCGGAGAUCUCCCACGCCCCAGGUUCAGCUCUCAGUUAUGAUAACCUUCAUUUGCCCUAAUCCGCAUCUGUACCUCUGUCCGCUGUAUCAACUUCUCGACCAUUUGCCUGUCUCACCCUAAGCUUCUACGUAAUUUGUCAGUUAAUUUGUGCAAGGUUCAGAAAUCAUUAUGUAUUUUAUGCACAAACCCUCUCCGAUAAAAAAAAAGACCAUGAAUUUGUAUUUUAGAUAGUAGUCAAAGAAUGCUGGGCCUCAGUCAAUUUUUUAAAAGUCCCAGGUUGAAUGAUGUGUUGACUUUUUUUUUCCUUUUUUCUGAAAGGAAGACUAGUGACAAAGCAAAUGAGAUAAUUUCACCUGAGAGGAUGUUAUCUCUAUCUAAGUUAUUCAAAUUGUACCUGUGUUUUAAAUAUUUCUAAUAUCCAUAGUCUCCCUUAACUUUCUCAGUCUGUGUUGAGAAAGCCUCUAGACUAAGGUGAAUCAGUUAAAUCCUCUGCUCUAAAAAGUUGCAGUAAAAAACCCUUGUUGGCAACAUUGUACAUGUCAAUUGUACAAGUAUGUAUUUCUUUUUUAUUCAAUUAAUUUAUACAUAGUUCUUUUCAUCUGAAGUAUGUCCAUGUAAUGACGUUGAAAGCAUUAUCGAUGAUGGAAUAGGAAAACAACUUGUGCGUUUGUGAUGUUUCAGAAUAAUCAGUCAUAUUAUAUUUUUAUCAGAGAUUGAAAAAGGUUACUCUUUACAAUUUCUCGUGUUCUUACUUAUCAAUCAGCCUCAAAGAAAUUAAAAAUUAGGUCUGUAGAAAUCUACAGCACUUCAGGUGAAGGUGCAAAUUUUUCUAGUUUUGCCUUUGGAAUGGUUAAAAAAGAAUUGCAGAUUUGUCUCAUAUUUUAGUUUCUGAAUGAGCAUUUGAGGAUUUUGAAGUAAACCCUUCCUUUUAUUUGUAAUUGGUGGUUAUUUUUAACAGGACAGGUCACUCUUAAUCAGUGAUAAUUUUCUUUCCUUAUGUGUAUUUGAGGAGGGCUCUUCAAAGUAUGUGCACUACAUUCUCAACUUUUCAAUUAUCAGAUUUCCUACAUAAGAUAAGAGAGGAAAGCGUUUGAAAACUUACAAUGAGUCUUGAAAAGCUAAUGUUUCAGAAUCUCAAGAGGCCUAAUUUUGAAUAAUUCAUAAAGAUUUUUCAAUACCGUUUUCCGCUCUGUAAGUCGGAAAGAGAGCUCCGUAUACCCUCGAAAAUCUCAGAUUUUGAAUGAUUUUGUCAUUGUAGACCAGGAAAUUCUGCAAGGAGACUCUUCUGGAAGUGUUUUAAAGUCACCUUUUCUCCUUCUCCUUCUUACUCAUCUUGAUAGGUGGUUGCAUUUGCUAACAGUGAAUCAGUGCCAAGCAAUUUUUCUAGCUAAAAAUACAUAUUUGCAUAAUGCAUAAUUUUUCAUAAACUGAGCUUCAUUUUCAAGUUCUCUUUUUUCAAUCAAGGUACAAUGCAAGCAUGAAACAAGGAUCUCUUCGGCUAUUUGAGACCAGACUAUCUGCUGGUUAUCAAUCAAAAUACUGAUAACAUACCCGCACAGGCCUGUAGAUCUCUUUAUGGCUGAAGUCAGCAUAAAUGAUAGUUCUAUACCGAAGUUUUCCUCAGAUGCCUCUGUAAAUCGCCCAAUUUUUUGCGACUCCUUGUGUAAAAUAAAUUAUAAAACUCCAAAAUGAUUAAAAAUCUGAGCUGCCAAGACUUCUCAUUUAUGUCCAAUAAUAUUUACAAGUUAUCAAUAAACUGUAAACCAUUGUGUGCGUUUUUCCAGCUUUUCGAGGCUGAACGAAUUCAUUUGUUGUGAGGAGUCACAGCAGAUUUGACAAUGCGUAGCAGAGUUCUAAUUUUUAGGAUUUUUCAGUCUCUUAUCAAUGAACAGCAGAUAGGCUGUUUUGACUGCAAAUCAACUAAUUUAUUAUUUUCAUACGCUUCGUAAUGCGUUCUGAGAUAAAUAGCACAACAUCAUUAGUACCCCCUCCCCCCCCUCAUAAAACGUACAGUUGGUACUACUUUUGUAUCCUUCUUGCACAUUUUCUAUGCCCAUUUUUAGUCCAUGCCAACCACCAGCCAAUGUCCCUCCAUUUUCUUCCGUUCAAAGAUAAACUGUUUUUUUGCCAGUCUCUCUCUGUAGAAUGUAUGCGUGAAUGUAUGCUUUUUCUAAUCCUACUAUCCCCCUUUUACCUAAAAGAUUAAGGAUGUUUCCUCCCGCAUUUACCGAACGCCAAAUUCCUCCUUUUUUCCCCAAUAUCCUCGAAUCGAUGAGCCUGUGCAACGCUUUCAUGCAUUUUUUUCUUCAAUUGUAUCCGUACAAUGGCCCCUGUAUCUAGAAAAUAUUUACAUUGAAAUAUUAAUAAGUUUAGGGCCUCAUUGGUAUUGUCUCAAUAACUAAAGAAUAAGUGAGAAAAACAAACAUGAUGUCCCUUGAAGGAAAGUAAUGUUUUUCACUGAAGAUAUUAUCUUUUAUCUUGUCUGAUAUCUUUAAUCGUAUGGCUAUUAUUUGUUGCUAUUUUUCGACAUCAGCUGUUAAUGGUGAAUCGACAUACUCCAUCCAUGGAUCAUACAUCUCUCGGAUGUAUAUCUAUUUGAUCGUCGUGUAGAAUCUUCUUAUUGCCCUCCUAUUUUUCGUGCAAGUAGCGGGAAUACUGUUGAGUUGACUGAGCCUUUAUCUGUCAGAUUUUCAGACCUUCAAUCUCCAGCAAGAAACUCAUAAGUGCACUUUAGCUUGAGUGAUAAUAUAACUUCUAUCGCUCUGAAAAAUAAAUGCCAUCAGAAUCGAACAUUCGAUGACACAUCCAGGAAAUCUACUUGUUAUCUUGCAUAAAAUGCUCCUAAUUUUAUGAAAGUUUCCCCCUCUAUUUCUUCUCAAAUUGGAACGUAGACGACUUUUGGAGUUUCUAAUUUUUUUUUUCUUCAAUGAAAUUUCAUCUAAAUGGCCCAUGAAUUUUAAUGAAAUACUUCGGUUCGCAGGAGUCUUGAGUAAACAAAUAUAUACAUCCUCAGGGGCGAUGACGAGUCUUUAUACUAAGUGGACCUUGAAGCACAAAAAUCUUUAUCAUCCUAAUUUGCAUUAUGAUAUAAUACUCGAAUAUAGACAAAACAACGGUUUUGCGUUUAACGUACUGAAAUUUGGUAUAAUCCUGUGACAUUCACCUAUGUAAACCAUGUCUCCAAUUUUGUACCUGAAAAAUUAACAAUUAGACAUUUUACAUGCAUGCACCACAAAAUUGCUUCCUUGAGUCUUCGGUAAAUCAAUGAUAAUUUAUUUAUUUUUUUAAUUUGAAUUGCCUGUGUUUGUUUUAGUACAUUUUUCAAAAUUAAAUUCAUAGUAGUUUUGGUAAACGAACUUGACUGUGGAAAAAUGUUAAGUGAUAUUGAUGAAUGUCAGUCAAAGUGAGCAAAUUUAAGUGGGUUAUGUGGGAAAAAACUGUUAAAAGAAUGUUUUUUUAAUGUUUGAUCAUUAAUUAAGGGGCAUUCAUUGAUUUUGUGUUGUCGUCACUUUCAUUCUGCUGUAUGAAAGGUUGCCUCUUUUAUUAAAAUAAAAAAAAAAAUCAUCCGAUUUCUUGUGUAAUCAUUUCCUCUACCAUUAAAUCUUAAAUUUUUACUUUUUCUGGACCAGAGAAUUGAAUAGAACUUUUUGGGAAAAUGAUCUCGAUCUACUUGGUUUGAAGAGAAUGCUGUAUGGAGAUUAUUCCAUUUUAAGUUCCUUUUUUAAUUUGUUUUAAUUUCAUUGACUUUAAUUACAUGCAUAUCUACCUACAUACUUGCGUCACUUAGGCUCAAACGUCCUCAGUUAAGUUACUUACAGUCAAUUUAUUUGAAUUUCUCUCGUAAAUUAUGACAUGUACUGCUCCAAGUAGACUGUCCAUCAUCACUCCUUAGGUAUCAAGCAUCGUAUCUAAUCAAACAAACUGGUGAGAUAUAAAGGAAAGUCUUCGCAUGACAAAUGUAUAUGUUGCUCUCUUAAUUCUUUUUUCGUUAUCUCCUUUUAAUCUUGAUGCAUCAAUGGUGAGCACAAAUCAUUUUGAAAAUGGGACUGUUUAAAAAAAAAAAAAAGUAAAAAAGUUGUAGUGCACAACAUUAAUCUGAUUCAAUUCUAAGACAUGUCAAGGCUAUAUUUUGUGCUGCUAAUUGCUUGUUCGCUAACCUGAUGAAUCUUUUCCAACAUUUCAUUCAUAACUGAUUAUCGCUGUAUUAUUUUUAUGGUCUCGUUUUUAUAAUAAAAGUGAAUUUUCUAUUUGUUUC
This is a messenger RNA of Bemisia tabaci, 5673 nucleotides long. RefSeq names its product Proline-rich Akt substrate 40 kDa (gene PRAS40). The record is from RefSeq and is a predicted model, not a curated record. Gene Ontology annotation, biological process: neurotrophin TRK receptor signaling pathway; negative regulation of TOR signaling; negative regulation of protein kinase activity. Gene Ontology annotation, cellular component: cytoplasm. Lineage: Eukaryota; Metazoa; Arthropoda; Insecta; Hemiptera; Aleyrodidae.